Messenger RNA from Brassica oleracea var. oleracea, 1720 nucleotides. Its product is annotated as U-box domain-containing protein 9-like. Lineage: Eukaryota; Viridiplantae; Streptophyta; Magnoliopsida; Brassicales; Brassicaceae. Gene Ontology annotation, cellular component: nucleus; cytoplasm. Gene Ontology annotation, molecular function: protein binding; ubiquitin-protein transferase activity. The transcript is spliced from 2 exons. The coding region runs from base 142 to 1509 and encodes 455 amino acids. Gene Ontology annotation, biological process: protein ubiquitination. The record is from RefSeq and is a predicted model, not a curated record.
UACUCUCUCUUGUCACAGAGAAGAGAAGAGAAGAGAAGAAACCAAUAAAAAAAAGAUUUAAUGAGAGAUAUUAAUUCAAAAGAUUCGGCAACAUAAUCCUCGAGAAGGGUUUGGUGAGAACCGGCGGUGGAUCCGACGGAGAUGGCAAAGACCGGAUUUUUCGAUUCGGAUCCGACGGCGAUUGCUAAAGCUAAAGAACUGAAGCUCGAGAUGAAGAAACUUCUGAGUAACAUCGAGGAGGAGGAUGGUUUAAGCGUUCAGACAAUCGAUCAGUUACAGGAGGCUCUGUCUGCGUUUAGACAAGCGACGACGAUGAGGAAGAUGGAGAAAUCUUCUUCUUUAGAGAUGCUCGAGACGGCGGUGUCUUUUCCUGACGAGUUUCGUUGUCCUCUCUCCAAUGAGCUCAUGCGUGAUCCUGUCGUCUUGGCUUCUGGUCAGACAUACGACAAGUUAUUCAUCCAGAGAUGGUUGAGUUCAGGCAACAGAACAUGUCCCAAGACAGAACAAGUUCUGCCUCACACUGCUUUAACUCCCAAUGUCUUAAUCCGCGAUAUGAUCUCUAAAUGGUGUAAGACGGUUGGGUUAGAGACUACGAAUCUAUACGAGUCCAAGAAAGCUGUCACUAGAUCAGAUCGUGAGGUUUUCAAUUCUCUACUCUGUAAAGUCUCUUCUUCAAAUAUUCAAGAUCAAAGAUCAGCUGCAAAGGAGUUAAGACUUUUGACCAAGAAAGGAACCGAGUUUCGAGCUCUGUUCGGUGAAUCUUCUGAAGGAAUCACCCGUUUAGUGAGUCCGUUGCUGUUGAACCGAGAUGAGGAUCUUGAAGAAGAUGUGAUCACAACGUUGCUGAACAUAUCCAUACACGAUGACAGCAACAAGAAGCUCGUCUGCGAAAACCCUAACGUGAUUCCUCUCCUGAUCGAUGCGUUAACGCGUGGAACCGUAGCCACGAGAAGCAAUGCAGCUGCAGCGAUCUUCACUCUCUCUGCUCUCGAUUCGAACAAAGCGCUCAUAGGGAAAUCUGGAAUCUUGAAACCGCUUAUCGAUCUUUUAGAAGAAGGGAAUCCAUUAGCUAUCAAAGACGCAGCCGCAGCGAUCUUCACUCUCUGUAUUGCACACGAGAACAGGAGCAGAGCUGUGAAGGACGGAGCUGUUAGGGUUUUAGGUAAGAAAAUCUCUGAAGGGUUGUAUGUGGAUGAGCUUUUAGCUUUAUUAGCAAUGCUUGUUACUCACUGGAAGGCUGUGGAGGAGCUUGGCGAGCUCGGUGGGGUGUCUUGGCUGCUGGAGAUAACCAGAGAGAGUGAGUGCAAGAGAAACAAAGAGAACGCGAUUGUGAUACUGCAUACUAUAUGUUUCAGUGACAGGACAAUGUGGAAGGAGAUCAGAGAAGAGGAGAGUAGUCAUGGAACGAUAACAAGGCUUGCGCGUGAAGGAACGUCUAGGGCACAGAGGAAAGCAAAUGGGAUCUUGGAUAGGCUGAGGAAAGCUAUGAAUCUUACUCACACAGCCUGAGAUAAUGCCCUAAAAUACAGCAAUGUAAAUUAUCUAAAUCUAUAUAUGCUCUUUUGUUUUUUUAUUUGGCUUUCAUAAUUUUUGUAAAUUAUUUCAUAUCUUUAGGAUCUGAAUAAUAUUAUAUGGGUUUCGUAUAUGAUGAGGUUGUAAGUAGAAACCUGUGUGAAUAGUUCUUUGUUUGAUGUUCCAAUAAAAUAAAUGUUGGCUUUUA